AAACUCACCUCUGAACAAAGUCCACACACUAUCCCACCCACAACCACCUCUGACACCAUGUGCCAAUCUUGCUGCUCCCCUUGCUGCCAGCCCAGCUGUUGUGGGUCCAGCUGCUGCCAGCCUUGCUGUCGCCCAACUUGCUGUCAGACCACCUGCUGCAGGACCACCUGCUGCAAACCAACCUGUGUGACCAGCUGCUGCCAACCCUGCUGCCAGCCUUGCUGUCGCCCAACUUGUUGUCAGACCACCUGCUGCAGGACCACCUGCUGCAAACCAACCUGUGUGACCAGCUGCUGCCAACCCUGCUGCCAGCCUUGCUGUCGUCCUUCCUGCUGCUGCCAGCCUUGCUGUCCUCCAACUUGCUGUCAGACCACCUGCUGCAGGACCACUUGUUGCAAACCAACCUGUGUGACCAGCUGCUGCCAGCCUUGCUGUCGCCCUUCCUGCUGCUGCCAGCCCUGCUGCCAGCCUUGCUGCCCCCAAACUUGCUGUCAAACUACCUGCUGUAGAACCACCUGCUGCAAACCAGCUUGUGGGUCCAGCUGCUGCCAGCCCUGCUGCCAGACAUGUUGCAUACCAGCUUGCUGUCAAACUACCUGCUGUAGAACUACCUGCUGUAAACCGACCUGUGUGAGCAGCUGCUGCCAGCCUUGCUGCCAGCCCUGCUGCUAG
Messenger RNA from Erinaceus europaeus (western European hedgehog), 672 nucleotides. RefSeq names its product keratin-associated protein 9-2. The record is from RefSeq and is a predicted model, not a curated record. The coding region runs from base 58 to 672 and encodes 204 amino acids. Lineage: Eukaryota; Metazoa; Chordata; Mammalia; Eulipotyphla; Erinaceidae. Gene Ontology annotation, cellular component: keratin filament. The transcript has a single exon.